Messenger RNA from Candoia aspera, 7586 nucleotides. RefSeq names its product protocadherin 1 (gene PCDH1). NCBI's taxonomy places the organism in Eukaryota, Metazoa, Chordata, Lepidosauria, Squamata, Candoiidae. Gene Ontology annotation, cellular component: catenin complex; plasma membrane; adherens junction. Gene Ontology annotation, biological process: homophilic cell-cell adhesion; adherens junction organization; multicellular organism development. The coding region runs from base 132 to 3806 and encodes 1224 amino acids. The record is from RefSeq and is a predicted model, not a curated record. The transcript is spliced from 5 exons. Gene Ontology annotation, molecular function: cadherin binding; calcium ion binding.
CGGGUGGGGUAGGUUUUUAAAAUUGUUUUGAUGAUCCAUAAUGAAACAAACCCGCCACAGCUGAGGUAGAAAAUCCGAGCAAAACCGAUCUCGAUUUUCUGGGAAGGAAAACAACCCGACGGUUAAAGAAGAUGCCUGGAGAGGAGAGGCGAAGUCGGAGAAAGCCCUGGGUUGCUGUGUGCUGGCCACCAUUAAUUUCAGCCCGGUUCAAAAUGCAGCAGCUGGUUUCUUGCCUGGGCUUGUGGUUUUUCCUCCAGCUUCCCUGCCUGGGUUCUGGAACUCGUGUAGUCUAUAAGGUACAGGAGGAACAGCCACCCAACACGCUCAUUGGAAGUCUGGCAGCAGACUAUGGUUUCCCAGAUGUAGGACACCUCUAUAAAUUAGAGGUGGGUGCCCCCUACCUACGUGUGGAUGGCAAGACUGGUGACAUCUACACCACAGAAACUUCAAUUGAUCGGGAAAGCCUGAGAGAAUGCCAGCAGUUAGUCCAAGGAGAGCCUUGUUUUCUGGAGUUUGAGGUUUCUAUCACAGACCUGAUGAACAAUAGCCCUCGCCUGCUGGAGGGACAGAUUGAAGUGCUGGACAUCAAUGACAACACACCCAACUUUGCAUCUCCUGUCAUCACACUAGCCAUUCCUGAAAAUACCAAUAUUGGUGCACUCUUCCCUAUUCCAUUGGCCAUGGAUCGUGAUGCUGGUGCCAAUGGUGUGGCUUCCUAUGAGCUCAUGCCUGGUUCAGAUGCCCAGAAACUUUUUGGCUUGCAGGUAGCAGAGGAUCAAGAUGAGAAACAGCCACAGCUAAUUGUUAUGGGAAACCUAGACCGGGAACAGUCAGAGUCUUAUGAUUUAACCAUCCGGGUCCAAGAUGGGGGUAGUCCACCACGUGCUAGCAGCGCUUUGUUGCGCAUCACCAUUCUGGACAUGAAUGACAAUGCACCAAAGUUUGAGAAACCACUGUAUGAGGCUGAACUCUCAGAAAAUAGUCCUAUUGGUCACUCUGUACUGCAGGUGAAAGCCAAUGAUUCUGAUCAGGGUGCCAAUGCUGAGAUUGACUAUUCCUUCCAUCAGGCUUCAGAUGUAAUUCAUCGACUGCUACGCCUAGACAGAGCCACUGGACUCAUCACUGUACAAGGUCCUGUUGAUCGUGAAGACAUCAGUGUGCUCAAGUUCUCAGUGUUGGCUAAGGACAAGGGAGCUAACCCCAAAACUGCCCGUGCCCAGGUGGUGAUCAGUGUCAGGGAUAUGAAUGAUAAUGCUCCAUCCAUUGAAAUUCGUGGUAUUGGUUUGGUCACUCAUCAGGAUGGCAUUGCCAAUAUUUCUGAAGAUGUGCCAGUUGAGACGCCUGUGGCCCUGGUACAGGUGUCUGAUCGGGAUGAGGGUGAGAAUGCUGUUGUAACCUGCGUAGUGGCUGGUGAUGUACCUUUUCAGCUGCGACAAGCCAGUGAUACUGGCAGUGAUAGCAAAAAGAAAUACUUUCUACAGACCACUACACCUCUGGAUUAUGAAGCAGUGAAAGAAUAUACCAUUGAGAUUGUAGCUGUGGAUUCUGGCAAUCCACCCCUGUCGAGCACCAAUUCCCUCAAAGUGCAGGUGAUGGAUGUCAAUGACAAUGAUCCAGUGUUCAGCCAGAGCUCAACAGAAGUGGCAUUUCCUGAGAAUAAUUCCCCAGAUGAUUUGGUAGUAGAAGUGAGUGCUACUGAUGCAGAUAGUGGAUCUAAUGCUAAACUGGUCUACUCCCUAGCUGGAGAAUCUUUAUCAAAAGACAUCUUCUCAAUUGAUCCAGAAUCUGGUGAAAUCCAUGUAAAAAAUGUGCUGGACCGGGAACAGCAAGAACGCUAUGAAUUCUUGGUAGUUGCAACUGACAAGGGUAGCCCUAGUCGCAAAGGAACUGCUUCAAUUGCCAUCAAUGUCAUAGACCGUAAUGACAAUGAUCCGAAAUUCAUGCUAAGUGGCUACAAUUUUUCUGUCAUGGAAAACAUGCCACCCUUGAGUCCAGUGGGCAUGGUGACAGUUAUUGAUGCAGACAAAGGAGAUAAUGCUGUCAUUCAGCUCUCAGUGGAACAGGACAAUGGUGACUUUGUAAUCCAAAAUGGUACUGGAACCAUUCUUUCCAGCAUAUCUUUUGAUCGUGAACGACAGAGUACCUAUACUUUUCGGCUUAAAGCUGUGGAUGGGGGUGACCCACCUAGAUCUGCUUAUGUGGGGGUGACAAUCAACGUGUUAGAUGAGAAUGACAAUGCUCCAGUAAUUAUAUCUCCAUCCAAUGCUUCCUAUAAACAUAUUCUACCCAACACUAGUCCUGGGCAGCAGGUCAUGAGUGUUGGAGCUGAAGACAUUGAUUCUGGGAUCAAUGCUGAACUACUGUUUAGAAUUGCCGGUGGAAACCCCUUUGAGCUUUUCAAGAUUUCAUCUGUAAGUGGAAAUAUCACACUAGAAAAAGAGAUUCUCCGCAAGCAUCAUGGACUUCACCGCUUGGUUGUACAUGUAAAUGACAAAGGGAAACCUUCUCACCACGGCACAGCAUUAGUUCAUUUUUAUGUUAAUGAAACAUUGGCUAACCGAACACUGCUGGAGACCCUAGUGGGACACAGCUUGGACACACCCAUUGAUAUUGACAUUGCUGGUGACCCAGAGUAUGAGCGCAACAAGCAACGCAGUAAUAUUUUGUUUGGAGUCAUUGCAGGCAUAGUAGCUGUCACCUUGAUUAUUUUGCUUGUCGUGUUGGUGCGCUACUGCCGUCAGAAAGAGGCUAAAAGUGGCUAUCAAGCUGGCAAAAAGGAAACUAAGGAUCUGUAUGCUCCCAAGCAAGGUAGCAAAGGGAACAAAGCCAAAAGCAAGGUGAAAAAAAGCAAAUCCCCUAAGCCACCAAAACCAUCUGAGGAUGAAGAAGAAACGGGUCUGCAGAAAUCCCUUAAAUUCAACCUUAUGAAUGAUUCAGUCAGUGACAGUCCCCGCAUCCACCUGCCUCUUAAUUAUCCACCUGGAAGCCCUGACUUGGGCCGCCAUUACCGCUCCAAUUCACCUUUGCCUUCCAUUCAGCUACAGCCCCAAUCACCAUCUGCCUCCAAGAAGCAUCAGGUAGUACAGGACCUCCCAGCCACCAAUACAUUUGUGGGCACUGGGGACAGCAAUUCUACAGGCUCGGAGCAGUAUUCAGACUACAGCUACCGUACCAACCCCCAGAAAUACACCAAUAAACAGUUACCUCAUCGCCGAGUGACAUUCUCUGCAGCCAAUCAAGCUCAAGAUCUGCAGGAUCCCUCCCAGCACAGUUAUUAUGACAGUGGCCUUGAAGAGUCAGAAACACCAAGCAGCAAAUCUUCAUCAGGGCCUCGGAUUGGGCCUCUGGCUCUACCUGAGGACCACUAUGAGCGCACCACACCUGAUGGCAGUAUUGGGGAGAUGGAACACCCUGAGAACGAUCUCCGACCUUUGCCUGAUGUAGCCAUGACAGGGACCUGUACUCGAGAAUGCACAGAAUUUGGUCACUCUGAUACCUGCUGGAUGCCAGGUCAGUCCUCUCCAAACCGACGGCCCAAGAAUGCCCUCAAACUCUCCACAUUUGUGCCUUAUCAAGACAGAGGGAGUCAAGAACAAGUUGGGAAUGGAAGCCCCAGACUCUCAGAAGAGCGCAACACCAAAAUGGCUAACCUCCGCCUGCUCCCCACGUACAGUGCCUUCUCCAACAGUAGCCAUGAGCCCUGCAAGGAUUCCCCCAUGGAGGAAAUCCCUCUCACCCAGACCUCAGACUUCCAGACAGCCACCACACCAUCAUCCCAAACUGCCAAACGAGAGAUCUACCUGUGAGAGUGAGGAGGCCACAUAAAGUAUCUGAAAACAAUGCUGAGUCUAGUCCUCCAGCGUGAAGUGACUUUUCAAACUGUGAUUCUUUAUCACUCAGAUUGGCAGUUCUGUGCCUGCCAGAUGAGACUACCUUGCCCAGUCAUUGGGCUCAGGAACACUUCAUUAACUGAUUCCUCACUGGGCAAGGGAACUGGCACCAACCAGAAUGGCCAAGCUCUCAAUAGAGUGGUCCAUGGAUAUCUGGAAAGAGGGAGAAAGGAAUGUAGUAAAGAGAGCUUGGCUUCAUGGUUUCAGGGCUGGGGUGGGGGGAAAGGGCUUAGUUACCAAAGGUCCACGCAGACUUGGUGGAGUCCAUUGGGCACAGGGCUGAGAGCACUUGGCACAGGUACAGGGGAAAAGCUGCCUCUCUUGUUACUAUAGACUCCUGUAAAUAUGAAUUUUAGGAAUGACAUUUAUGUCCUGCCUGAUCAAGUUUUAUUGUCCUUGAAGCAUAAAGACAUUGAAACAAACAACACCACAGGGAGAAAUUUUCAGCUGGAAUUUUUCACCACACAGAAGAGCACAUUGGGGCAAGCACUUCCAACCAGCCCACCCUUUACUUCCACAGUGUAAAUAAGGAUGGAGCAUCAGUUGGGAGGGGGCAUUCUGGCUGGUCAGCAGGACUGAGAAGGAAGGGCAUGACAGAGUUUUUAAAUCUUAAUCUCUUUACAGACUUCAGAAACUCUUCUCAUCAGAUAUGGAGGAGCCCUAGAGCUAGUAGUCAUGGCUUUUAGCUGUCCUUCUUUGCCCCUGUCCCAUAGACAAUGAGCUGCAGCAGUAAGAAAAGUGGAAGAGCCUUCAGUUUUUCAGAUGGUACAAUACCUAACUCCCCAAAAUUACUUCACUGCCUCACCUGAGGCAGAGAAUUUCCAUGGGGUCAUGAGGCCCCAGUGCCAUGGUUCUGGCCUUUGAUUUGUCUGCCUGUAAGCCACCAUUGCCUUUGUGAAAUGGAGCUUGGACUCAGGGUCACACUGGGGCCCAUGGGCCUCUGUAUGCUGGAGUCAUAUACCCCCUCCCUAUGCCUUUAGACAGCCUCAAGGGCUCCAAUAUUCUCUUCCAGUGCCACAUGUUUAGCCACAUAGUAUCAGACUGCAGGAGCCUGUCACAGUUUCAGUAGGAGCCCAUAAAAAACAGUGCAACUAUUCAUGGGCAUUAUUAUCCCCAACCAUUGACUCCGUCAUUUGGUAUCACUCAAAAGCCCAACUCUGAUUUUAUAAAAGAGCACUCUUCCUCCAGCAAGCAGUGGGCUGCUUUGGUGACUAAGUUCUUAAAUCCCUCAGUAUUCUUGACUUAGCUAGGCCUGAUUCCAUAUAGUAUAGUAUUAAUGGCAAUCAUUUGCCAGCCAGUAUUUGUGGGACUUUUUCUAGUACAUAUGGUAGUGGAAGAUUCAUUGAAACAGUCUCCAGACCAGGGUCCUAUCCACCAGACUAGCUAACACUUGUUGGACCCAUCAUGUUUCUCUUGGCUUAAUUCUUCUGGUUCCAAUAGACCCAACUUUCUUCCCACAUAUUGCCAUGUGUUUUUCUAAGCUGUAUUGCAGAAAGUGGGCUGGAUGUUGCCCUACUUUGCUGUCUCUCUCUUCAACUUUCUCAACUGCAUGUGUCUAGGAAGGAAAGGAAAGAGACAUGACUGAUGCUUUGUGAAACUAUUUGUGUGGGAGUAUGGGUAUGUGUUUGACAGGAUGGAUUAUUUGGAGACAGGUUGGUUAUCAAACUACUAAACUCGUGGGAUGGACAUAAAGCAAUUUUCAUGUUCCUCUGACUAUCAGAGUUAGAUGAUUUCUAGGAUCAUGUGAAAUUUUGUUGUCCCCUUGUAUUCUCUGUCCUAUAGUGAGCAGAUUGCUCUGAUCACCUUCUGACCAUACGUAGUGGUAGUGUGAAGCAUAGCAGAGAGUAGAUUAGUGACUCUACUCAUAUAGUAAGCUGCCACAUGCCAUGGACCAUUAGGUGUCUGAAUUCUAGUACUAGAGUCCCAGGUUUGAGAUCACUGGUAACUUCCAGUGUGUAUAAAAACCAAGGACUUUUUCUCUUCUACCCUUAUACUUUUUAAGGCUCAGGGCUAUUUCAGCAGCAAUCCAUAGGAUGGAGGGCAGGAAUAUAGCAAUUCCUAUCUACUCUUGUAUCAAGAGCCUAAGGUUAGGGUGAUCAUCUGUAAUCAGGAAAAAGUUCUGAAAUAGUUUGUUCGUUUUUGACUUAAUAUGAUGCGUGAACCACCAUAUUAUGGCUUAGCAAACCAGGCCACUUUGGCUUGUGCCUCAAUUCUUGGUUAAAAAUCUGUCUGAGCUGUACGUGUAAUAUAGUUACUGAGGUAAGUAGAUAGAGGCAUAAAUGCUCUGUCCAAGGAAGGCUUCAGCCAUCCACCAUACCCAGAUUCUUUCAAGUGCAACUGUAUGUAUGGAAAGGACAGGACCUUCUCCUCAAUCUGUCCUGUCCUGUCCUGUCCUGUCCUGUCCUGUCCUGUCCUGUCCUGUCCUGUCCUAUCCUAUCCUAUCCUAUCCUAUCCUAUCCAUUCCCACUGUGAAAGGAAUAGAUGGGAGCCAAAAUCACUGAUGAAGGAAUACCUGUGUUGCUCAGGUAAGAUUAUCCUCUUUUGAGUAGGACCUUAAAAUAGGCCUAUCCAUAGGUUUGGCCUACUUGGUCAAAAUAGAACAGAAGGCAACUUAAUUUCUAGUCCAUCCCUUGCAGAUGGGAGUUAUAAAACUGACCUCAUCCCAGAACUGCUUUUGUAUUUGAAUAUAUUUGCUAUAGGCCCAUUGGAACAAAUACGCUUUUUCUUUGGUAAUAAGUCAAGGCUGAUGACUUGAAUGUGGAGUGUCCUUCACCUCUUUUCCUUUGGUUUUGCCAGAGGUAUGAAAUAAAAAGGACUGGCUGUUCAGGGAAAGAAAAACUGUAUUACCUGGCCUCCCAAACUCAACCAAGACUUUGAAACUUCCUUUGUGAGAGGCGAAAGGGAAGAUGACAGCAGUAGUACCAUUGAAAUAGAGCCUUGAUAAGGAACACUGAAGUUGCUACUGAGUAUAAAGAUGCCACAGGAGUGGAAGUGGUGGAACAAUCCAGUGGUCAAGGUACCACUAGGAGAAGCUCAACUGCACAAUUUCAAACCAGGAAAGAUCCUACAUGCACAGGAAAAGAGAUGGAGAAGGGUAGGAAGAAGAGUGUUCCAUGAGUCCUGGUCUAGACAAGCACAUUCAAGGGCAAGGGGAAGAAUUUUGAGCACUGCUUUAGGACAAGCCAGGGGUAAUACCAAAGGUGGAAAGCCAGACACAGGUCAGUUGAGUGAGAUGGAAUCAAGCAACCCCUUUGUAGCUCUUCGUGUUGAUUCUAUUUAUACGAGAUUUCAGUUCUUGCUUGUGAUGCCUUGUUUUUUUGUACAGUUUUAUGUACAUGCAGGUGUAGCUUUUUCUAAAUGGAGAAAUCCUAUGGCAGAGUAAAGAGUACCCAACUAUUUUUGAAUUGUGACCUUUGUUUAGGUACUGCCUCUUUCUCUCUUGCUAAGGUUGUAUUGCUCUCAAUGUGAUGCAUUUCCCUUGCACUGGGAAAGCUUUGGGCCUAGGGCUUAGUUCUCCCCUGGCACUGUGAGCACAAUUGAUUCCCUUGUAAUACUUUUCGUUUGGAGCUGUGAGCAUGACACCUCGUAAGCCCGUUUUGUUCUCUUCCAUUCUGUUGGUUUGCUGAGCUGUCAGAUGACAAACUCCACUGUAAUUAGCCCUCCCAAAGCUUUACAAUAAAAAGUGUGAAAACCUUU